Pantherophis guttatus is the source of this 3777-nucleotide messenger RNA. RefSeq names its product MCC regulator of Wnt signaling pathway (gene MCC). Lineage: Eukaryota; Metazoa; Chordata; Lepidosauria; Squamata; Colubridae. The record is from RefSeq and is a predicted model, not a curated record. Gene Ontology annotation, molecular function: calcium ion binding. Gene Ontology annotation, cellular component: cytoplasm. Gene Ontology annotation, biological process: negative regulation of canonical Wnt signaling pathway.
UACGCACGCCAACUUCCACCUCUGCGUCCGCCACCUUCUUUUGAACUCUUCCGUGCUCUUACGGUUGCAACCCGACGAAACCCUCCCCCUCCCCCUUCCCCGGCUUUUGGCUCCAAAGAAGAAAAGGGCCAGAGAGGGUCUCGCGCGCCAGCCAAUGCGCGCGCCGUCCCUAGGAUGUGCCUGAUUGGAGCCCAAGGCGGCGCGCGCUGAAUUCGUGCGCGAGAAGGAGCGGCGGAGCGUCUGGAUUUCCCCACCCUCCUUGUUUUCAUUGUGCAGCCUUCCCGUGCUUUGUACGCGCGACAGCUGAGCUGGGAAAGGGGAGCGCGCGCGCAGGGGGUUCCCUGGCGAGCUGGAGGUUCCGGGAACCUUGGAAGCCUGAGCGGGCUUGAGUCGCCGUCGCCGCCUCCUCCUCCUCCUCCUCGGAAGAGAGGGUACGAUGGCGACGGCGGCUGGCCCGGCAGUGGUGGUAGAGGUGAGCGUGAGCAGCACCGGGAGCAGCAGCAGCAGCGACACUUCCAGCACCGGCGAGGAGGAGAGGAUGAGGCGCCUCUUCCAGACGUGCGACGGGGACGGCGACGGCUUUAUCAGCAGGAAUGAUUUGCUGAUGGUGUGUCGCCAACUGAACAUGGAAGAAUCUGUGAUUGAAAUCAUGCAUCAGCUUGGUGCAGAUGAACAUGGAAAAAUUUCCUUUCAAGAUUUCACACGAUGUCGUAUGCAGCUUGUGCGAGAAAUCAGGAAGGAAGAAGUAGAACUUUCUGUGAAAUUGGAUGACCCAUGUAAAAAGAAAACAUUAAGGGAUAGAGUAGCUUCAUGGCCAACCAGCAGCAAUAACAGUUUAGGUGCCCUUUCUGGAGCUAGAGAGAGUUGGGAAUACGAUUCUGGAGCUAGAGAUCUUCAAAGCCCUGAUUUGCAUAGUUGUUCAACUUUACAAAAGCCAUUUGAAUAUGGUGGGAAUACUAUCAAUCAACAAGUUGCCCUUCAAAGAUUGCUUGCACAGGCCACCAAUCUAAGCAAUUCAGUCGGAGGAAGUUAUCUCGAGCUUGCCAACACUUUCCACUUAGCAGCCCUGGCAUCUUUGAAAGGCGACAUCGUUGAUCUUAAUAAGCGCUUACAGCAAACAGAACGAGAGAGAGAUUUGUUGGAAAAGAAAUUGGCAAAAGCCCAGUGUGAGCAAUCUCACCUAAUGAGAGAGCAUGAAGAUGUGCAAGAGCGUACAACGCUUCGUUAUGAGGAACGGAUUACAGAGCUUCAUAGCAUUAUUGCAGAGCUAAAUAAGAAAAUAGAUCGACUGCAAGGAACUACUAUAAGAGAAGAAGAUGAAUAUUCUGAACUGCGAUCAGAACUUAGUCAGAGUCAACAUGAGGUCAAUGAUGAUUCACAUAGUAUGGACCAAGAUCAGACCUCUCUUCCAGAAAACCAGUCAACUAUGGUCACAGCUGACAUUGAUACCUGUAGUGACUUGAACUCUGAAUUGCAGAGAGUGCUGACAGGACUGGAGAAUGUUGUCUGUGGGAGAAAGAAGAGCAGCUGUAGCCUGUCUGUGGCAGAUGUUGACAGGCAUAUUGAACAGCUCACUACUGCCAGUGAACACUGUGACUUGGCCAUUAAGACAGUUGAGGAGAUUGAAGGUGUGCUUGGCCGAGAUUUGUACCCAAAUUUGGCUGAAGAAAGGUCCCGAUGGGAGAAGGAAUUGGCAGGUUUGAGGGAAGAGAAUGAAAGCUUAACAGCUAUGCUGUGCGGCAAGGAAGAAGAAUUAAACAGAACUAAGGCCACCAUGAAUGCUAUCCGCGAAGAACGAGACAGAUUACGCAGAAGGGUCAGAGAACUACAGACUCGAUUACAGAGUGUCCAGGCAACAGGCCCAUCAAGUCCAGGUCGCCUCACUUCUGCAAACCGUCCCAUUAAUCCUAGUACUGGAGAAUUAAGCACCAGCAGCAGUAGUAAUGACAUCCCCAUUGCUAAGAUUGCAGAGAGAGUGAAGCUUUCAAAGACGAGAUCAGAAUCUUCAGCAUCUGACCGUCCUGUUCUGGGAUCAGAAAUAAGCAGCAUAGGAGUAUCCAGUAGUGUGGCAGAACAUUUGGCACAUUCUCUUCAAGACUGUUCCAAUAUUCAAGAGAUUUUCCAAACACUCUACUCACAUGGAUCAGCUAUCUCUGAAAGCAAAAUUAGAGAAUUUGAAGUAGAAACAGAACGGUUGAACAGUCGCAUCGAGCACUUAAAAUCUCAGAAUGAUUUAUUGACAAUAACUCUGGAAGAGUGUAAGAGCAAUGCUGAAAGGAUGAGCAUGUUGGUUGGAAAAUAUGAAUCCAAUGCCACAGCCCUCAGGCUGGCAUUGCAAUACAGUGAACAGUGCAUUGAAGCCUAUGAGCUGUUGCUAGCGUUGGCUGAAAGUGAACAGUCUCUCAUUCUUGGACAAUUCAGAGCUGCAGGUGUUGGAUCUGUCGGGGAUCAAACGGGGGAUGAAAGCAUCACCCAGAUGCUUAAAAGAGCCCAUGACUGUAGGAAGACAGCUGAGAACGCAGCCAAAGCCUUGUUGAUGAAAUUGGACGGAAGCUGUGGGGGAGCCUAUGCAGUUACUGGCUGUAGUGUACAGCCCUGGGAGAGCCUUUCUUCCAACAGUCAUACCAGUACUACUAGUUCAACAGCAAGCAGCUGUGAUACAGAGUUCACAAAGGAAGAUGAGCAGAGAUUGAAGGACUACAUUCAACAACUAAAAAAUGAUAGAGCAGCUAUUAAAUUAACCAUGCUAGAGCUGGAAAGCAUCCAUAUUGACCCCCUCAGUUAUGAUGUCAAGCCUCGUGGAGACAGCCAAAGAUUGGAUCUAGAAAACGCUGUACUUAUGCAGGAACUCAUGGCAAUGAAGGAAGAAAUGGCAGAACUGAAAGCACAGCUGUACUUGCUAGAAAAAGAGAAGAAAGCUCUCGAGUUGAAGCUGAGCAGUCGAGAAGCUCAGGAACAAGCAUAUUUGGUCCACAUUGAGCACCUAAAGUCAGAAGUAGAAGAGCAAAAAGAACAGAGAAUGAGAUCUCUCAGCUCAACUAGUAGCAGCAGCAAAGACAAGUCAAGUAAGGAGUGCACAGAUGGCACAUCAGCAUCAUUAACACUAACUGAGCUCAAAUCUUACAAUGAAAGUGAGCUGACUACAGAAUUGGCAAAUGCCCUCAGACGAGAAAAGAAACUGAAAGGCAGAGUGCAAGAGUUGGUGAGUGCCUUAGAAAGACUAACUAAGAGCAGCGAAAUUCGGCAUCAGCAAUCUGCAGAGUUUGUUAAUGACUUGAAAAGAGCAAACAGUAACCUUGUGGCUGCCUAUGAGAAAGCAAAGAAGAAGCACCAAAACAAGCUGAAGAAACUGGAAUCCCAGAUGAUGGCAAUGGUGGAAAGACAUGAGACUCAAGUUAGGAUGCUCAAACAAAGAAUUGCUUUGCUGGAAGAGGAGAACUCAAGACCCCAUACCAAUGAAACAUCCCUUUAAGAGAGAUUAGUUUUCUUUAAAUCAAUGUGCCAUUACAAAAAUGACUUUUUACAAGACUCAUUGAGAUAGUAAACACAGUUGUGAAUUGAUACAAACCAGGCAAUGUUGGAGAUCAAUACCUCAUAGUGAGAUUGCAACUUCAACAAUACACAGCCAUGGGCAGGAGCCCCCAAACUAAUGUUUUUGUAUAAUUGAGCAUACUCAGUGCCUGAUGGUAAAUGUAUCAGUUUAUCACAUUUCCAAUGUAAUAGUUUUACUGAUAUUAUUACAGAUUCUCUUAUAAAUUUCGAAUUUGUAUGAGUAAA